Messenger RNA from Urocitellus parryii (Arctic ground squirrel), 2472 nucleotides. Lineage: Eukaryota; Metazoa; Chordata; Mammalia; Rodentia; Sciuridae. The record is from RefSeq and is a predicted model, not a curated record.
GCUUGCAAGAUCCACGGGGUCGCACUCCGCGGUUAGAGGCCGAGGUGACGCCGGCUGGGGCCAGAGAGCUAGGAAGCACCCCGCCGACUGCCUGGGAAGGACACCAGCCUCCGUGGUUGGGGUAGAGGGUGCUGUGCAGGACUAAGAAAUGAGAAAAAUACCAAAUCAUGGGACCCUGCGGAUGACGAAGGUGGCAUACCCCCUGGGACUGUGCUUGGGCCUAUUCAUCUACGUCGUCUACAUCAAGUGGCACCGGGCCUCUGCCACCCAGGCCUUUUUCACUAUCGCUGGGGCAGCCUCAGGGGCCCGAUGGGGACAGCAGGCCCGCAACUCACUAGGAUCAGCUAUACGUGGUCAUGAGGUCUUCUACGGGAUCAUGUUUGAUGCCGGAAGCACUGGCACCCGCGUGCAUGUCUUCCAAUUUGCUCAGCCUCCUGGAGAAACCCCCACCUUGACCCAUGAAACCUUCAAAGCACUGAAGCCCGGUCUUUCCGCUUAUGCUGACGACGUUGAAAAGAGUGCUCAGGGAAUUCAGGAACUGCUGGAUGUUGCUAAACAAGAGAUUCCAUUCGACUUCUGGAAGGUCACCCCUCUGGUCCUCAAGGCCACAGCUGGUUUGCGUCUGUUACCAGGAGAAAAGGCCCAUAAGUUAUUGCAAAAGGUGAAAGAGGUGUUUAAGGCAUCACCUUUCCUGGUAGGGGAUGACUGUGUUUCCAUCAUGAACGGAACGGACGAAGGCGUAUCAGCAUGGAUCACUGUCAACUUCCUAACAGGCAGUUUGAAAACCCCAGGAAGGAGCAGUGUGGGCAUGCUGGAUUUGGGCGGAGGAUCCACUCAGAUCACCUUCCUUCCACGGGUCGAGGGGACUCUUCAGGCCUCUCCACCUGGCCAUCUGACAGCCCUGCAGAUGUUUAACAGGACCUAUAAGCUCUACUCCUACAGCUACCUGGGACUGGGAUUGAUGUCAGCACGACUGGCGAUCUUAGGCGGUGUGGAGGGAAAACCUGUUAAGGAUGGAAAGGACUUGGUCAGCCCCUGUCUAUCUCCAAGUUUCAAAGGAGAGUGGGAACAUGCUGAAAUAACAUACAGGAUUUCAGGACAGAAGGCAGGGAGCCUCUAUGAGCUGUGUGCCAGCCGAGUGUCAGAAGUACUUCGAAAUAAAGUACACAGAACAGAAGAGGUGAAGCACGUGGACUUUUAUGCUUUUUCCUACUAUUAUGACCUUGCAGCCAGUGUCGGUCUCAUAGAUGCGGAGAAGGGAGGCAGCCUUGUGGUCGGGGACUUUGAGAUAGCGGCCAAGUAUGCUGACUCGGAAAAUCGACAAUGUGGAGACCAGCUGGGCUCUGGGGGCCAUUUUUCACUACAUCGACUCCCUGAACAGAGAGAAGAGUCCAGCCUUGAAGUAGCAGAACCCCAAUCUCCACUCCAACCAGUAUUCCUGGCUCCCAUCUCCAUGGACCCCUCCAUCCUGGACAUGAUUUUAUCCUUGAGGAGCCACCAUGCUGACCGAGACCCCUCCUCCUGCAGCCCUCAGAGCUACCUACCUGUGCAUCAGCCUCUGCUGUGCUGUGGGUGACCUGAGAGUGGGAACCUGACCUAGAACAGAGCCUUGCCAAUGCUUCCUUCCUGCCUGGGAUCCAGGUGGGCUGUGAGCCAGACAGAGCUAAGGGCCAUAUUGAGAUUGAGGCACACAAGACCCUGUGUCCUUCUCUCCAUCUCUGUGGCUGUGGCUGCUGUUGUCUCCGUCCCUGUGACCUAAAUCUUGCUCUGGCUCUCAGCCUCUGUUGUUUCCUCCCCAAGGACAGGCCUCCACCUGUACUGGAGAGUUUGGAGAGGUUACACAAGCUGUCCUGGCUACUCUGGGGGAGCCAAGAAAGAACCAGUGUGACCUCCAGGAGAGCAGGUCUCUUGUGUGUUUCUCUCUUCCUUGGGGGUGAGCAUAUGAUAUCACCCAGUGGUCUGCUCCCUCAGAUCUCGGAUAAUGUAAGGGUAACUGAUGGGGGAUGCUAUGGGUAAGAAGAGGGGUGGGAGAUCCCAUGUGCCCAGGUCUGCUGAGCAAGUCUGCCACAGGCAUAGCAGAGCUGAGUGUGAACUGCUAUAAGAACAUUCGUGACCGUGCUGCUGGAGCCCUCUUUGUCAUGUGAGUGCUGAGUGCUUGUGUACAAACUAUGUCUGAGCCGCUUUUUUUGAACACCAGCUCCGUAUUCCAGUGAAUGUAUUGCUGCUAUGAGCCAUUUGCAGACAAACAGGGAAGGGUAAGAAGACACCGUUCCAGAACCAUCCUCUUGCAGCCCUUGUGCUGUCUUGGACUACAAUCCAUCUUCUGAGGUGAACCUGCCCUCCUCAAUGGGCCUGGGUCAUAGCUGACACUUGAGCAUCGUUUGUGUCCCAGUGCCUGUGUCCACCAGGGUUUCUUCUAUGAAUGUGCAGUACAUGGAAUAAACUCAAUCUGUGUUCCGCUCCAAAUAAAAG